This is a messenger RNA of Pseudophryne corroboree (corroboree frog), 1230 nucleotides long. RefSeq names its product putative nuclease HARBI1. Lineage: Eukaryota; Metazoa; Chordata; Amphibia; Anura; Myobatrachidae. The transcript is spliced from 4 exons. The record is from RefSeq and is a predicted model, not a curated record. Bases 1 to 1122 code for a protein of 373 amino acids.
AUGUCAAUAUAUAUUGCAGCAGAAGCCCUACCUCCCCAACCCACGCCAGCACUCCCACCCCAACCGCAAGCCCCACAACCACAGCCGGCUCCUCAUCAACCAAGGCAACGGAGGCGUGCUAGGCCACCAAUUUUCCGAACCCGUGUCCUACUUUUUGGGAUGCCAGAUGAUGUGGUGGUGCGUAGAUACCGGCUGCCACCACAUCUAAUCCUAGACACUCUCUCCAUAAUAGAGAGUGAUCUGGAGUCUGAAAUUCGGUAUCCUACAGCAAUACCACCAUUGACACAAUUCCUUGCAGUGUUACAUUUUUUGGCUACAGCCUCAUAUCAGCAUGUUGUGGGAGACCUGGUUGGCAUGUCGCAGGGCCAGUUCAGUAAGGUCCUGCGGCGUGUCUGCCAGGCUUUCCUAAAGCGGGUGAAGCAGUUCAUUGAUAUGCCUUUGGAUGUUGGUGCCCUAGAUGUGGUGAAGCGGCAAUUUGCGGAAGGUGGUAGUCGCUUCCCACAUGUUAUUGGGGUUGUGGAUGGCACACAUGUUGCUAUUCAGCCACCAAGACAUAAUGAAGAAAUUUAUAGAAACAGGAAACUGUUUCAUUCUCUGAAUGUAAUGGUUGUUUGUGGGCCAUCCCUCCAGAUCCUUUCCCUGAAUGCAAAGUUUACUGGAAGUUCCCAUGAUGCAUAUGUCAUUAGACAAUCAGGGAUAUGGCAGAGAUUAAGAUCAAGUCAACGAGCAGACAUGUGGUUAUUGGGAGACCGUGGAUAUCCUUGCACCCCCUGGCUCAUGACUCCUUACCGUAAUCCCAGGCCAGGACCACAGAUGGCAUUUAACUCCGCGCUUACUGCCACUAGGCAGCUGGUGGAGCGCACAAUUGGUGUCCUUAAAGGGCGGUUUCGUGUGCUCCACCGCACUGGUGGCGACAUCAUGUAUUCGCCGGAGAUGGCAAGUAAAAUAGUGGUCCUGUGCGCAAUACUACAUAAUAUCGCGGUAAGGAGUAGUGUAGAGCUUCCUCAGGCAGAGGAAUUGCCUGAUGAGGAGCCAGGGGUUGGUCCACGCUUCGGUGGGGGGAGUGUGACACGGAGGGGGAGCCAAGUGAGGGCAAGAAUUGUUGCAGAAUAUUUCAGCUGAAUGAUCACACGAACUGUGGACAACAACAACGGCAAAACUCCCCACCCCCUUCCCCUUCUCACUCCCCCUCCCCUUCUCACUCCCCCUCCCCUUCUCACUCCCCCUCCC